Messenger RNA from Rhagoletis zephyria (snowberry fruit fly), 908 nucleotides. RefSeq names its product voltage-dependent calcium channel type A subunit alpha-1-like. The record is from RefSeq and is a predicted model, not a curated record. Gene Ontology annotation, cellular component: voltage-gated calcium channel complex; membrane. Lineage: Eukaryota; Metazoa; Arthropoda; Insecta; Diptera; Tephritidae. Gene Ontology annotation, biological process: chemical synaptic transmission; calcium ion import across plasma membrane. Gene Ontology annotation, molecular function: calcium ion binding; high voltage-gated calcium channel activity.
AGAUGUGCAACUGGCGAGGCGUGGCCGAACAUUAUGCUGGCGUGCCUUAAGGGGAGGCCAUGCGACGAGGAAGCCGACAAGGGCAACGAAACAUGCGGCUCAACGCUGGCAUACGCUUAUUUUGUAUCGUUCAUAUUCUUUUGCUCAUUUCUCAUGUUGAAUUUAUUCGUUGCCGUUAUUAUGGAUAAUUUCGAUUAUCUCACCAGAGACUCCAGUAUAUUGGGUGCCCAUCAUUUGGACGAGUUCGUUCGGAUAUGGGCUGAAUAUGAUCCAAAUGCGACUGGUAGAAUACAUUAUACGGAAAUGUAUGAUAUGUUGAAAAAUAUGGAUCCUCCGUUGGGGUUCGGUAACAAAUGUCCCAAUCGCCUCGCCUACAAGAAGCUGAUACGUAUGAAUAUGCCUUUGGAUGAUGAAAUGAGAGUACAAUUUACAACGACGCUGUUUGCGUUGAUACGCGAAAAUCUGAGUAUAAAGAUGCGAUCUGCGGAGGAAAUGGAUCAAGCGGAUUCGGAACUUAGGGAAACCAUAACGAAUAUAUGGCCUUUGCAAGCGAAGAAAAUGUUGGAUUUGCUUGUACCACCCAUAGACCAACUGAAUAAGGGCAAAUUGUCGGUUGGUAAAGUGUACGCCGGUCUCUUGAUAUUGGAGUCGUGGCGUACGACGCGAUUUGGACAAAUCGAUUCUGGCAUGCCGAAACAAUCAUUCUUCAAUUGCCUGCUCGAUAUGGCGGCGCUCGACAAAGGCGGAUCGCGUCAGGGCUCCAUUAGCUAUGAGGCAAAUGGCGAUGGUGGCGCCAACUCACAAACGCAUUUAUUAGCUAACAUAAAUCAUCAUCACCUAAACGGUGAUGCCGAUCACAGUUUGGCAUCACUGGCACGCCGGACAACGGUCAAAAAACGUUCAGUUAG